CAGGCUAACCUUCUUAAAAGCAAUAGCUUCUGAUUUUUUCUAAUUUCUUUCCUCAACUGUUAGGUUAAACUGGAGAGAAAGAGCAGAGUUUUUCUGAGGGCCUUGCCUCAUCACCGUUUUGCAGAGAAGAAAACUGGAGUUCACAGACAUCAAAGCUUUAGCACGUCAGAGGCUCCUAACGCAUUAGGCGUGAGGCAGGAUCCGAAGCCAGCUCUGUCUUCCACUGAACGUAAGCUGUCCCUCCGAUGCAAAGGCCUGGAGUGCGGUCCAUAGAGGAGUAAGAAGAAGAAGGACCUGCAUAACAGACCUGAGAAGAGUGAGCGAGUUUCUGGAAGAGCUGCUGGCUGGCUCUAGAAGAUGUGGAGAAGACAGCAGGCCCUGCCAGAAAAGAGCAGCACCCAACAGAUAUUCCAAGCACAAUUCAUGGCCUGGAAGACCAUGUGCCAGGGGAAGAAAGCAAAAAUGGAUGCAGACCUGAAAACAGACCUCAGUAUUGCCCAGUUCAGGGAAAACGGGAUUAUAACACACUUGCCCUGUCUCACCUGCUGUGUCGACUCUUUGACCCGGUUUUUCCUCCUGGGCUGCCCUCCACCCAGCCACCCAGCACUCCCUCAGGCAGUCCCCACACCAUGGUUCACGUCCGUGGGUCGUGAAUGCAUCUCAGAGGCUGAGAAUGGUAUGGAGGAGAAAAAGAAGGCCUGCAGGUCGCCGACAGCCCAGCCUCCCACCCCAUCCAGUGAGGCCGAGUCCCCAGACCAGAAGAGACUCAUCUGCCUGCGGUCAAAAUCCAAUUUUGAUGGUGCCUCUUUAGCAAGUGAUAAGAGCGACUGUAAAACAGAAAGCAAAAGCGACUCUAAGGCGGACAGGAAAAAGUCUUCUUCUUCCAGCCAGUACAAGGCAAAUAUGCAUUUCCACAAGUUGUUUCUUGACGUCCCAACCGAGGAACCACUGAGGCAAAGUUUUACCUGUGCUUUACAGAAAGAGAUUCUGUACCAAGGGAAGCUCUUUGUGUCAGAAAACUGGAUCUGUUUUCAUUCCAAGGUCUUUGGAAAAGACACUAAGAUCUCCAUCCCGGCUUUCUCCGUGACCCUGAUAAAGAAAACCAAGACUGCCCUUCUGGUGCCAAAUGCCCUGAUUAUAGCGACAGUCACGGACAGGUACAUAUUUGUGUCCUUACUCUCCAGAGAUUCAACUUACAAACUACUAAAAUCUGUGUGUGGCCACUUGGAUAGUAUAAGUGUUGGUAACAGUCCCAGUCCGUCUUCUCUUGAAAACAGUUUCCGGGUAGAACACCCUUCAUCUCUGCCUCUGGAUUUCAACGAUGAAUUCUCAGAUCUGGAUGGAGUGGUUCAACAAAGAAGGCAAGACAUGGAGGGAUACAGCAGUUCUGGUUCGCAGACUCCCGAAUCCGAGAACUCGAGAGAUUUCCAUGUGACAGAAUCCCAGACAGUUCUGAACGUCUCCAAGGGAGAAGCGAAGCCACCUAGGGCAGACCCCCACGUGAACAGAGUGCCUGAAGGGAAAGCCAAGAGUCUCCCUGCACACGUUCAGUCAGAAACCAUUGGAAUCUUACACAACGUACAGUCUCAGAAAUACCCAAAUCUCCGCCAGAUUCUUAUAUUCUAUGCAAUCGUGGUCUGCGCACUCAUCAUGUCGACCUUCUACAUGAGAUACAGGAUUAACGCCCUGGAGGAGCGGCUGGGGUCGCUGACCUCCAUUGUGGACAGCCAUCACACCGGGCAGGCAGCACCUUCCGGCCUGGGGUCACAAGUGCAAUUAAACGUGGAGGUCCUCUGUCGACAGCUCACAGCUAACAUCCUGAAAUUGGAAAAGAUACAGAACAACUUACAAAAGUUGCUUGAGAAUGGCGACUGACCGACCAGAUUGCUUGGGCCAACAUGAUACCUCGCGCUUCCCUUUGAAGAAGGUGCUCCCAGAGGUGUCCUGGUGGAGCGCUCCCUGCUGGCCAGAGGAGCGAGCAGCACCACAUCCCCAGCCAUGUUUGCACUUGGAGGUCUCCAGCUCAGGAAAGAGGGGUGGGGAGAAUGAUUUUGGUUCCUGUGCAAUAAAAGUUGACCUUGACUCUUUGAGGAAGUUUUCAGUGCUGCUGUCUGAAGAAAACACCAAUCCCGGGAGGUCUCAGGAAGGACCUGGUGGACACUCCUGUGGAUGCCUGCAGUUCAGUGGCCACGGCGACUGUGUCAGCAAACACACUCCACAACACGCCUUUUCAGUCCUUCCCACUCUCCCUUACACCCCAGCCUUCAAACUAAGGGAUAUAUCAUGUGCCAACAGACCCGACGUGGUCCUUUAAAGAAUUCGCCAUAACUCUCCAAAGGCAAUAAAGAGCUCUGAUGGACAGACUUGCUUCAAAGAAAUAACACCAGCAUUUUUCCCCUUCUACUGUAAUGUUCUAGUUUAAAUCGUGUGUGUAUCCUCUGAAUUGAAUAUUGGCAAGAAUAUUGGGCAAAGCAGAUAAACCAUCCCAUUUAUGCUUUGUUUUGCUCCUCUAACUAAUAAUUGUACUGAUUCUCACCCACCCCAGAUCGAGAAUCUGAGAGCAUGGGACUGAAGCACUAAAUAAACUUACUUUGAAACCAAAACUAAUCUUUAAACGCAAAGGUAUAUGAUUUGACACAGGAUGAAAAACACCAUAUUUUUAAGAUGGUAGGUGGACUAUGUUACUUUUGAAAAAAAGAUGUCUGUAUUGAAUGUUGAACCCCAUUUCAGCAUGAUGAUAGCAUGCUUUUUAUCUUUUGCUGACUAAAAUAAAAAAAUAACUGGUGGUUUGCUAACUUCUAUUUACCAUAUGGGUUGCCUGGUUUUUAUUAAUAAUUAUUUAGGUACUGUAAGAUCUGUAAUAUAAAGAUACUCUGUUUCUAUCUGCAAUGCAUUUUAUAAUCAUUUCUAUGAAAUGUAUUUUAUUUAAUCAGAUAAGCUAAUAAGUGAAUUGGUUACAUCAUUUGUAUCUGUUAGCCUCCUGGACAAGAAUUGUGCCUGGCGCACCCUGGCUUUUAAUAAAUACUCAUGGGUUAAAAUGCCCUGCUAGCA
Artibeus jamaicensis (Jamaican fruit-eating bat) is the source of this 3051-nucleotide messenger RNA. RefSeq names its product GRAM domain containing 2B (gene GRAMD2B). NCBI's taxonomy places the organism in Eukaryota, Metazoa, Chordata, Mammalia, Chiroptera, Phyllostomidae. The coding region runs from base 358 to 1875 and encodes 505 amino acids. The transcript is spliced from 17 exons. The record is from RefSeq and is a predicted model, not a curated record.